UAAAUUACGCACGGCAGUGAAACGGCGCGCUGGCAUCGCUUUUGUGCGAGCGCUUUUUCCGCAUUAAAAGCGCCGCCCAAUUCAUAAGGGCUAUUGGUCAGGAACAGAACAGGGCUCUUUAAAAAUACUACUGGUUGAAAAGAUACUAUAAUAAACCCAUCGGAAACUCGAUUAGUUAAACAAACGUGCUAACACAGCUUCUCCCAGUCGAUGUAACACCAAGGAUGGUCUUGUGAAGAGUGAAGAAUUACCUGAGAAAGAAAACCUACAUUGAGCCAUGGUGUCGUCCUACAAGCGGGCCACCUUGGACGAAGAGGACCUGUUAGACACUACCUCCGACGGAGUCAGUCCCUCCUCCACUAUGCAGGUGACGCUGCAGCGUGGUCUAGGCCCGCGGUGCUGGGCUGUCCGGACCCCUGUGGAGAGGAGACUCGUGCUGGCGUUGUGUGCCUUGUCUCUGGCCCUGUUCAUCUGCAUUCUAACCCUGGGCGUUCACUAUCGGAACACACGUCCAGGGCUCUGUCUGUCUGAGCAGUGCGUGAGCGUGGCCGCCGCCGUAACGGGGGCCCUGGACCGCUCCGUGGACCCCUGCCGUGACUUCUACAGCUUCGCCUGUGGCGGUUGGGUGAAGAAGAACCCCCUCCCUGAAGGGAAGUCCCGCUGGGACCCCUUCAACAACCUCUGGGAGCACAACAUGGCCAUCAUGAAGGAUUUAUUGGAGAGCACUGAGAAGCAGAGCCUCAGUGAGGCUGAGGAGAAGGCCCAGCGCUACUACAAGGCCUGCAUGAACGAGGCAACCAUCGAAAAGCUGGGAGCCCAACCACUGCAGGAGCUCAUUAACAAGAUGGGGGGCUGGGCCCUGAGCGGCCCGUGGGAUAAGGACAACUUCCAGGAGGUCCUGCGCACCGCGUCGGCCCAGUUCCGCUCCUCCCCGUUCUUCACCGUGUUCGUCAGCACAGACUCCAAGAACUCGAGCAGCAAUAUCAUCCAGGUGGAUCAGUCAGGCCUGGGCUUACCGUCCCGAGAAUACUACCUCAACAAGACAGCCAAUGAGAAGUAUCUGAGAGCCUAUCUGGACUUCCUGGUGGAAGUGGGCAUGUUAUUGGGGGGCUCAGAGGAGACAUCCCACACCCUGAUGACAGAGAUCGUGGCGUUUGAGAGUGCUCUGGCCAACAUCACAGUCCCACAGGAGGAGAGAAGGGAUGAGGAGAGUAUCUACCACAAGAUUCAGGCCAGAGAGCUAGCGACACUCGCUCCUGCCAUUGACUGGAUGCCCUUCCUCAGAGCGGUGUUUGCGCCUGUGGUCCUGAACGACUCGGAGCCCGUGGUGCUCUAUGCCACCGAGUACCUGCAGAAAGUCUCCCAGCUCAUUAGCAACACCAGCAAGAGCACUCUGAACAACUACAUGAUCAUGAAGGUGGUGCGGAAGAUGGUGUCCAUCUUGGAUCAGAGGUUCCAGGAUGCAGAGCAACGCUUCCUUGAAGUCAUGUAUGGAGCCAAGAAGAGCUGCGCCCCUCGGUGGAAGCUAUGCGUCAGUGACACGGACAGUGCUCUGGGUUUCGCCCUGGGAGCUCUCUUCGUCAAAGCCACCUUCACAGAGGACAGCAAGACGUUUGCCGAAGACAUGGUGGCUGAGAUCAAAGGGGCUUUCGAGGACAGCCUGAAGCACGUGGGCUGGAUGGACGACGAGACCAAAAAAGCUGCCAAAGAGAAGGCAGAUGCGAUAUACAAUAUGAUAGGGUACCCAAAGUUUAUCAUGGAUCCCAAAGAGCUGGAUAAAGUUUUCAGUGAUUUGGAUGUGGCGUCAGACCUGUACUUCCAGAACGUCAUGCACUACUACAGUUUUUCUGGACGGGUAACAGCUGACCAGCUGAGGAAAGCUCCCAACAGAGACCAGUGGAGCAUGACUCCACCUACAGUGAAUGCGUACUACAACCCCACCAAGAACGAGAUUGUGCUUCCUGCUGGCAUCCUCCAGUCUCCCUUCUACAACCAUGAAUGGCCCAAGGCCCUGAAUUUCGGGGGGAUUGGUGUGGUUAUGGGACAUGAGCUGACCCAUGCAUUUGACGACCAAGGGAGGGUGUAUGAUAAGGACGGGAACUUGCGCUCAUGGUGGAAAAACUCAUCUGCGGAGGCAUUUAAGCAGCAGACCCAGUGCAUGGUGGAGCAGUACAGCCACUACAACAUCAACAGCGAGUCCCUGAACGGCAAGCACACACUCGGUGAGAACAUCGCAGACAACGGGGGCCUCAAAGCUGCUUUCAAGGCCUAUGAGAACUGGAUAUGGAAGCACGGCAAGGAGGCUGCCCUUCCUGCGCUUGGCAUGACGAACCAUCAGUUGUUUUUUGUUGGAUUUGCUCAGGUGUGGUGCUCAGUCCGGACCCCUGAGAGUUCCCAUGAAGGCGUGAUCACGGACCCCCACAGCCCUUCCCGCUUCCGGGUCAUUGGCACCGUCUCCAACUCCGAUGACUUUUCCAAGCACUUCGGCUGCCCGCCGGACACUCCUAUGAACCCCAGGCGCAAGUGCGAGCUCUGGUAACCCUGCGAUCCUGUGUCCCCAGGCGGUCUGGGUGGAGGGCUUGCGGUGUAGGGCUGCAGAUUGCCCACCCCCUCGGCGGAGCUGGGACGAUUCUGUUACUUGGCCCCGCCCACCUGCCCACAGCUCUUCUCUGGACUGGAGAGGGUGGCGCAUGUGGAGAUCAGGGGCUUUAUUUUUAUUUCAGGCAGAAUUAAAUGAAAUGUUGAAAUGAGCUUUGGAAUAAGAAAAUAUGGAGGAGCUGUUUAAACACUGGAAACAAACUUCACAGAGAAAGUGAACAGCUGCUAAUCAGAUCUUGUAAAUAUGUGCUUGCUUAUCAUGUGCUUUUUUUCUAAGGGUAAUAAUAUUUAUUUUCUUCCUGCAUUAAA
Molecule: messenger RNA, 2907 nt
Organism: Electrophorus electricus (electric eel)
Lineage: Eukaryota; Metazoa; Chordata; Actinopteri; Gymnotiformes; Gymnotidae
Gene: ece1
Product: endothelin converting enzyme 1
Biological process (GO): peptide hormone processing
Cellular component (GO): plasma membrane
Molecular function (GO): metalloendopeptidase activity
Source: RefSeq, a predicted model, not a curated record